AUGCUCUCCACCGGUGCCCAGUGGCUCGAGAACAUCGGGCAGCCCAACCCUGCUAGCGCUAGCGACGUUCGAGCCGCUCGGGUCAACACCAAGGGCGUGACGAGGCCCCGGGAGGAGAAGGGAGAGGCAGAGGGCAAAGACUCGAAGGACGCCGAGGGCGAGGGCUCGGUGAGCAAGCAGCUGCAGACAGCCAUCGCCCGUCUGGCGCUGCAGCACGAAGAGGACCUUCGAGGGUUGGCGCGCGACGACAAUUUCGCGAUCAUGACGAGCGAAGGCGCAAGAGGCGGGCGCGGCGCUGGGGCCGAGGGGGGCGCCUUCCGCGGUAACCCGCUCGGAAAGAAGCCAGGCGCCUACCUCGAGCGCCUCCUUGUCGCGGCAAUGGGAAUCAGGGUGGAGCAGGCGGUGGAGCAGGUGGAGCAGGCUGCAGAGCAGGGGCUGGGCCCGAUCAGCACCAAGCAGGCCCUGGAGCAGUUGGCGGCAUGGGGCGAGAAGGCCUGCACGAAAGAGGCCGUGAUCCAGGCCACGAGGCGCCUCUUCAUCGAGGCGAAGGAGAGCCCAGACAGCGACGUGGAGUGCGCGAAGUGGAUCUUCGCGAUGAAAGCUGGCGGGCAAGGCGUGGACGCCGUGCUGGCGAUCGCAGGGGACGGGCCCGCCAAGGCGGGCCGGUCCAUUGGCGGCCGCGCGCUGGCCCUCUUUGCGGCGCUGCGCGCGUCCCGCCCGGCGGCCCGAGCCGCCUUCGCCGCGGCGCCGCGGCGGGGCCUCCGCGCGGUGGCCGGCCCGCUGCGGGCGGACGCGGCUUUGGGGCGGCCGCUGACGACCCGGAAGGCCACGCGCGAGGAGCUGGUGUUGCAGAACGCGGCGAAGUUCGCCGAGAGCGGCGCGCAGGUGUCGCCCCUGAGGGAGGGCGACCUCCUCCUCAACACGGCGGUCUUCCUGGUGUUCUCCGUGCCCUUCCUGUACGCCUCCUGGGAGUUCUGGAGGCGGAUCGCGUUCGGGCAGGAGUUCGGCACCGGGGACGACCGUAUCGUCUUCGCCAAGUUCGAGGACCAGGGCUCACCGGGAGCGGAAGGGGCCGCGCCACCCAUGAAGCCGAGGCCCAUCGGCAGGAAGGGCAAGGUCACGAUCGGCCCCGACAUGGAUUCGAACCGAGGCCGACAGACGCUCUCGUCCGACGCGCUCGCUUUCGCGUAUUUCCUGCAGAUCGGAGCGCUGAUCUUCGCAAUUCUAGCGGGGUACGUCGUCCUACAGGCGUUCGCGGACAUGUACAUGCGCGGCUGA
Molecule: messenger RNA, 1278 nt
Organism: Prorocentrum cordatum
Lineage: Eukaryota; Dinophyceae; Prorocentrales; Prorocentraceae
Source: the annotation of a GenBank genome assembly